Patella vulgata (common limpet) is the source of this 7298-nucleotide messenger RNA. Its product is annotated as tetraspanin-9. Gene Ontology annotation, cellular component: membrane. The coding region runs from base 1696 to 2688 and encodes 330 amino acids. The record is from RefSeq and is a predicted model, not a curated record. NCBI's taxonomy places the organism in Eukaryota, Metazoa, Mollusca, Gastropoda, Patellidae. The transcript has 9 exons. Gene Ontology annotation, molecular function: protein binding.
UGUCGUGGCUUUAACAAGUUUUAUUGUGUUUGUACGUAAACAAUGAAUAAUAAGUUGAUGUGGAUAUUUUAACGCAGUUGUGCUAAGAAAAGAAAUAUUGUUUCAUACUGCAAGUCUUCCGGAAUGGAAAGUUUUAAUCACAUAUUGAGCAAGAGCCGAGGACAAGAAGUUGGCCUUAGUGUAACGCUACGCUGCAAGCCCCACCUACAUUGUAUUACAAACCGGACCUAAAGGCGACGUAAGUUCAGGGUGUAGUGGUUUCCUGACCCAAUUUAAAAAUCAGAAUAACUUGAAACAAAUUAGAACUCACGAAAUCAUAUUCUUUGACAGUUAUUCCCAAAACAAUAUUAUUUGAUAUUUCGUUUCGUUAAUUGUUGAUGAAAUUUGAAAUAAAUAUUGUGACAUGGGAAGUUGAGAGUGUAGGUUGGUGACCUGGAUUGAAGAUUAGAAUAACAAUAACUGAUAUGUUACUCGCCUCGAUGAUUCAAGAAGAACAUUAUAUCAAUAUUAUUAAUGUUUAAAAAAGACAUAACUUGAAAUCGGUGAUGCAGUAAAUAUACUACAUGUACUUCAAAUUGAGCAGUUUAAUUAUCAACACGAGAUAACUUUUGUACUAACUACUUCAAAUUGAACAGUUUAUUAACGAGAGAAACUAUUGUACUAUCUACUUCUAAAGCCAUAAUUAGAAACGUUCGUUAUUACUAGUAGUGUCUUGUGUUUUAUCGUCUGCUUCCACAGCGACGUCUAUUGCGUUCUGGCUAACUUUUAAUUCAUCUCGAUCAUUCAGCUUUAGGGAAUUACAACAUCUUUUGAGUAACAAUUAACCUGAUGUCAAAUUUGUAUGUGAAGUUGUUUUCGAAUCACGAGAUAAGAAGUAGCUGAGUAUACACUUUCAGCUUAUAGUAAAUAAUACCUUUCUGUAGUAAGUCUGGUGCCAAAUCGUUUGUGUGUUUUUUCAUGAUGGAACGAUAAGAGAAAAACGUAGCCUGACAAACAUCGUGCACGAAAGCUGUCAACACUGCCAGAAUAAAUAUAUGGGUAUAAUUUUUGUGUUGAGAUGAGACUCUAAGUGAGGAUUUGUCUAACUUGAUCGAAGUUUAAUGAUGCCGGCUAUAUGUUAAUGAAGUAAAUAUACCUGGCACGUGCUAAUCUACCUGUCUUAUCUAAUUCAAGCACCUGUUUUGUUAAUUACCUUGACAACAUUUUGAUAGUCAAUUUACACAAUUAUAAGUAGACAUCAGAUAUAUAUAAUAGUAUAUUUUUAUGUGACAGAAACACCCCUAAAUGUUUCAUGCUAUGUUAUCAAUCCUGCGUCGCUAUUAUAUCUCCUAAAUGCUUUAUUAAGCAAGAUAUAUUUAUAUUCUGCAAAUUAGAUACCGACUGUUCUUGACGCGGAAAUGACGUUGUUGUGUUGAAAGAAAUGCCCUAUCGAAUUACGACAUCAAGAGUCGACAUAUGACGUAACAGUUCCUUUUAUUUGUGAUAUUUGUUGAUUGUGGUGGAAUGUUGUUUUUAAAAGACAAAUAUGGAAUAAUAAUAUAAAGUUGACUAUUAAAAAUAAUUCUAUUUAAAGUGUUGAUAUUAAUAUGAUGCAAGAAGGGAUAUAAGGGGUUUGUUGAUGAAUCAUCGUAUUGAUGGCGGAUUUACUGUAAUCACGGAUUUAAACCAAGUUAUAUUAUUUUAUUGUCACUUGUGAUGUACACUACUGUAAGGAGUGAAAUGGAUGCUCAUGAAAUGACAGAACAGCCAUUAAGACGAAAAUCAUCCCGGACGUCACGUGAUACUACUGAUGAUUACCGAACACGAAGUAAUCGUCGAACUGAAGAUGGCUGUACGACAUGUUUGAGAGGAACAUUGCAUUGUUAUAAUGUUUGUAUCUUGGUUAUAGGAUGUGCGGCUCUGGGUGUUGGAAUAUUUCUAUUGGUAACUGAUUUCAGUGCCCGAAAAGUGACACCUAUUGUAGGAAAUCAGCUGUAUGAAGUGACGACAUACCUAUUAAUAGCUGGUGGUGGUGCGGUGGCGCUGCUGGCGUUUUGUGGCUGCUGUGGGACCAUACGGGAGGAUAAAUGUGUUUUAUCAUUUUAUGGAACAACUUUAGCUAUAGUGUUUAUUUUACUGGGUGUGGCAUGUGGUCUCGCAUUCUUCUUCCGGGCAGUGCUAACAGCAAACAUAAAGUUUAGAAUGAGGAAUAGUUUAACAGAAAGUUAUGGUUUGGAUGUCAGAAGUAAUGCACAACAUAGAAGAGUAACAGAAGCGUGGGAUGCCAUGCAGAGAAGGUUAAAAUGUUGUGGUGUGUCUGGGAAUGUAACUUCUACAGAUUCCUGGUCAUUUUAUAAUUUAAAUACGAUGUGGUAUUUUAAAGAACGAAAUAAGCCUGGUGCGACAGGAUUACAAGUACCAGAAAGUUGUUGUGCAGAUGGAGGUAUUGCUUUGUGUACUGGACAAGAAUAUUUUAAAGGGGCACCAAAUCAUCUUAAUCAUUUUAACCCAGACUUUAGACAAAGAAACCCUUAUUUAUAUACAGACGGUUGCUAUGAUAAAUUAGUAGAAUAUCUGGAUCAAUAUUCCAUAGUUAUAGGACUCGUCGCUGCUGUUGUACCUCUGUUUCUAAUCUUAGGAAUAAUAAUUUCAUUUUGUUUAUGUGCACGUGUAGCGGGGAAUCCUAAUGAUGACGAAGUUGAUGUCUAAAAAUAGCUUCCGUCCUGACCAAUCAGAAUCGACGUUACAUACUGUGCCUCCACCUGAUGCAACUCAUUUGUAUAUAUGUCCAUCCAAAACUAAAACUGGUUGUAAACGAAAACCUGUUUUAGUUGUAAUUUGUAGUACAUUCAUUGGUUGAUUGGAAACUAGAAGUAAAUCGCAACUAAGUGACGUUUAUGAAAUAUUUUUACAAGACACUUCAUAGUAGUGCUGUUAAAAUAUACGCCUACUUGUUUUAAACUAUUAAUGAAUGGCGUCAUGUGAAAUAUAUUUGGAUAUUUGGAACACAUAUCCAAGACUUUCAAACACAAUGAAAAUUUGAUGGGAGAUAUUGUAAAACUGGUGUUAACAACCUCUAAUCAACUCGUGAAGAAAGUAAUGGAAUUGAUGAAAAGCAACAACAACUAUUCGUAUGUGUUUCGGGAAUAAUUUAAAUACUGUCCGUUUAUUGUCCAUCAAAAUGUUCGAGUUGUCUACAACAUGGCUUCUUCAACAAUCGAACAGUGUAAAAUGUACUGACGCAGAUACGUGUCCUUGGUGACGGCUGAUUUGUCAUGUCUUAAUGGCGGAUGGGUCCAUCAUUGAAUGACCACUAAUCACGUGAUUUCGUGACGUUGUUACACCAGUUUUAGAAUACGGUCACGGUCCAUUUUAAAGAUGGAUGUCUUACAGGAAGAUGAAUUGUGAUGAUUUAAAGUGUGCAAUGAAAGGUACAGAACCGGAAGUGAAUAAAAUAAAGCAAAAGUAACUUCUCAAAUGUGAGAAAAUUGGAAUGUGUUAAUUUUAUUGAUGAUACAGAAUAUAAGAGUUGAAACUAUGAUACAUUAGAGCCACUGAAUCAUGUAUUAUUUUAUAAUUUGGGCAAAUAAUAUUCCGUUUAAUACUUGUUUAGAGAAAAAAAAUAUUACUGUGAUUAUUCAAAAGCCACUUAACUACUUCCGGUUUAUUUAAAUGAGUUCGGUGGCUGCCAUCUCCAUGAUAAACUAUUCCAUGUAUUCUGACCUAUGAGAGGGUCUCAAUGCUAAAUAUAGAUAUAUAUAUAUAUAUAGACAUGUAUAAGUGAAUGGGUUCCUUAUGUACAGAUAGUUGUCAUAUAUAAAAUGUAAUUACAUUACAUACAUACAUUAAAGGUCUUGGUGAUCAAGUCUGAGUUAACAGACUAGAUAAUCCGGACAAGUAUUAUCAAGAAUAAGAAACAACAUUUUGUACUUAACGUUUCUGUGUCUGGAAUCCUAUUUAAAAAUAGGAUUUUUUUUUAUUUCAUUUCAAACGUUUUUUCGCUUGAAACAAGUUAUCCUUUCGAAUUUUUGUUCUAAUAAAUAUUCAUGUAAUUUAUCACGUGAUACGGAGUAGGAGUUUGAUGUUUCUUAUUUUGUUUAUUCUUAUUUUUGUUUUCAUUCAUUUUCUGGGGUUUAAAGGGUUUUAAUAGGCGUAUUAUUAAUAUACAUGUAAAUGACAUUAUCUUUAAUGUAUCAACUGUAUAAAACUGAAACGUUCAAACGACAGUCAUCAACAAAUUUUACUUUUUGACCAGGUGGAUAAAAAGACUAUUAGUUUUACCGAAGAAUAAAAGUUAUAUUUACCGAAACCAAGCAGACAGAUCGAUAUGAAUUGAAAUCUAAUAUAUUUCUCUCGUGGGAUUUUAUUUAAAUUUCUAACCUCGGAACAGGAAUCCCUGGAAUAUAUUUCUCUUUGGAAUAUAUUUGAAUUUCUAACCUUCUGUCCUUCUAAUCGCAGUUGUAAAUAAAUAUAACAAGGCCAAUAGUGAGAACUAUGUGCAUGAACAAUUAAUAUACACUUCCGGUCCACCAUUCUUCUAUCAGUAUAGCCUAUAGGUAAUUUGAUCAUAUAUUCUUUCCACCAUUUUAAAACUUGUUCUCAAUUUGUAAAGAACUCAUUUCUUAUAUAUAAGCCCCGAUAUGCCAGAUGGUCCAAGUACUAUAUUUCAGUGCUACAAAACCAAUAAAAUAUGACGGUAACCUCAAAUUAUGUUAUUCAGUUAAGUAAAGUCGCGCUAAAACAAUUAAUACUUAGUAACAUUGGAAUUACGUUUUUGUUAUAAACAAAGACAAUUAGAUAUAGCGGUGUGAAAUUUGAGUGCUUAUUGGAAGGAUACUUUGGAUUGGGAUUAUUUUGAACUCAAUUUCUGACUUUUUUGGAGUAUUGUUUUUGGAAGUUCACUGAAAUAAGUAUUGUAAGUCAAUCGGCAAUAAAGUUCUUUAAACAUUCCAUAUUAUUCUAUGCAUAUCUUCAACUUUGUUUUAUGUAGCUAUGUGGUUAUAAGUAAAUAAUACAGCAAUGUUAAAUUAUUAGCAAAUAUCCACUGCUAAACUAUAGUGUCAAAUUAAGGUUAGCUCACAAUUAUUGGAAUUUCAGUGAUGUUCUGAUCAUUUCGGGGAUUGAGUGAACAGCUACAGUAGUAUAGGUUGUUAUCCUCUUGGAACCUUACCAAGAAAAAAGAACUUCCGACAAGACCAAGGUUUUCGUUGAAAUAAUGUUUUAGAAAUGACAAACAUUGUUUAUACAAUUCCCUUGACGUUUCAACUGUUCCAUGGAAUCACUGUGUAUUGUUUAUUCCCAACUGUCAACAAGCAUUGGAAGUAGUUGCUGAUUUGAUUAAAAAUAAUUGAAAUAGUCGAGGUUGAAUGUUCCACCUUCAUUGUCAGAAAAUCAUUGAUCAAAUCUAUAACGGGCAGCGGAUGUGACGACAUUCCUUCUCAGCAAUUUAUAGUCUAAAUUAUGUUACAUAAACUAGCAACAUUAGUCUCAUUUUUAAUCCCCUUAUUUGGUGAAUUCUAUGGGGAUAUUAAAUCUCUACUUUAAAUAAAUAAUUAUUUAAAACAAAGAUCACCUUUAAACCCUAGCUCUAAGCAAUAAGCGUGGUCCCAAAUUCAGUUCAAUUGCUUAGCUAUUUUGCAUUUUCGUAUAAAAUGUAUUUUUCCAAUAAGUUUGUUUAUAUACGUGUAAAUUGCGUCCUAGGUUUGGCAAUAUUUAUCAAUAUGAAUAUGUUAUUUGCUUUUGUUUAAAUUUAUAUUUCUAUGCUUCAAAUGUUUUGCAGAAUUUCAGCAGAUUCUUUGAUCGUUUUGUCAAAUGUAAAUUAUAUAUCUUGAUUUUGUUUUCUGUUUAAUACAGAUAUAUCACUAUUUGUAUAUGUUGAAUGAAACAGUGAGAAAGAAUGAGAAGUAGAUUUAUAAAAUGGCGGAGAUAAUUGAAUGACUUUUAAAGUUUAGUAGUUAGUAAACAUUUUGUGUUUUCAUUUUGUCAUCAGAUAUGACGAUUAUUAUAAUAAUAUUUUAACUUAUGUGAUACACCCGUAGUCAAAUUUUAAUUAAGUUCUUUAUAAACAGUUUAUUUAUAAGCUUAAGCUCAUUCAAUUCAAAUUCUUCUGUAACAAUGUUCACGAAAAGAAAUCAUGAUUUAUAUGGAUUUUGCAACUAGCGGGGUUUCGAUUCCCCGGUUGUACGUGACAAGGAGUAGGGUCGCCUGUCCAACCUCGCGGGUUUUCUCCGGGUCCUCCGGUUUCCUCCCACUGCUAAAGACCCCUACGCACAAGCUAAUUAUUGAAAUAAAAUUGAACUAUGUGUUAGUCCCGAAAUGACCUAGUUUGUGUCGAGUGGACGUUAAACCCCAUUCUCUCUAUAUAUAGAUUUUGAAAUUAUAAAUUAAAGUAAAACCAUGGCAACCUGACUGAUCAGAUCAAUAAAACCUGUAAUCUACAACACAAGAAAUUAUUGGUUACUACGGAUCACCUGAUCAGUGAUCAACCAAUUAUAACAAAAGCCCUGAAAUAAACACCAGAUUCUUCACACAUGUUGAAGGUCUACACGUGUUGAAGGUCUUUAUUUGGGCUUCAAAUAUUAUAUAAUAUUUAGACAUUAUUCACGUAACAGGCCUAUAAUAAAUUCUCUAGCCUAUCGGAUGGCGGAGAUUCGUCAUUUAAUGAUUUAUAUCAAACUUCUCAAUACACAGGUCAAAAUUCGGUUGAUUACAAUUAUUGUUUAUUACUGGACAACCCUUGCUUGACAUAAAGACUCGAACAUCCUAGUUAAAAACGUUGUUCAGUAAAACUGUAUUCGAUAGCAUUGUGUCAUAUUUUUAAUCAGUAAUUAUAAUACAAUUUAAACCAUCAUUGUAUAAACAACUAUACAAUUACUAGAUGUUUCGUCCUGGGGUUUAUAAUACAAUAUCAGUAACAUAUAUUCGACUGUUAUGGUGUCUAAGAGAAGAUUAUCGUCUUGUUUUCUAUUUUAACCCAACUAAUGACAUCAAGAAUUAAAAUUGAAAUUUGAAUCAAGCAACCCCCCACACCCCCAAACAUUUAUGUAUCUAGUUAGAAUACGAUAGACAGGGAUCUUUGGGGUUGUUAAAAUUGAUUAUCAUUUAAGGUAAUUAGUUUACACUUAACCAUAUUUUUUCAUAGAAGUAAUUGAGGUUUUUUUGUUCAAUCUGUUCUAAUUAAAACUAGUUUGUAUGUAUGUACACAUAUAUAUAAUUAUGAUAUUAAAAAAAUACGUUAAUUUAAGUUUUACGAUGAGAAUUGAUUAAUAUGCAUCUUUUGUAAAUGGAAACUUUCAACGUUAUUAUAUAUUUUGCAUAUA